AUGGCUGACCCCCAGAACGUCCGGGAGCCUCGAAACCGCGAAAUAAAGAUAUUGAUUCUUGGGCUAGCCCGCACCGGCACGUCAUCUCUCACCGCCGCCCUCCAACAACUGGGAUACAGUCCCUAUGACUGGCCCGACCGAUGUAUGCUCGGUCACCUCCCUCGGUGGACCGAAGGCCUCCAAGCGAAAUACCUAAACCGUGGCCGACCACUUGAAGCUGACGAGAUGGACCAACUCACCAGUGGCUUUGACGCAAUCAUCGAUACCCCCUGCUGCCUCCUUGUUGACGAGCUAAUCGCCACUUACCCCACUGCGAAGAUCAUCCUAAACUACCGCGAUCCGCACAGAUGGCUCAAAUCAAUGCAAGACACCGUAUUCGCCGUCGCACGAUGGCCAUCUUGGAGAAUCCUGGCAUACACGGAUCCACGCUACGCAGGAGCAAUCGUGCAGCAUCACAUUACUCUGUGGGAUGAAAUCUGGGGAGGAGACGAAGGAGAGAGAUGUCGGGAGAUGUUCGUUGAGCACUACAAUUAUGUACGGAAAGUUGUGCCGCCGGGGCAACUGCUGGAGUAUCAAGUGCAGGAAGGAUGGGGACCCCUGUGUCGGUUUCUAGAGGUAGAGGAGCCUAAGGAACCAUUUCCGGUUGUUCAUACGGGGACACAGUUUAUGAGGACUGCUGUGAGGGGGUGGUGGGAUUGCGUUGGGAGGAGUAUUAGGAAUGUGGGAGCAGUAGCGGCCUGCGCAUGGAUUUUGGCAUAUGGGUUGUUCUGGAACUUGGGAUACUUUUGA
Molecule: messenger RNA, 789 nt
Organism: Aspergillus pseudotamarii
Lineage: Eukaryota; Fungi; Ascomycota; Eurotiomycetes; Eurotiales; Aspergillaceae
Product: sulfotransferase family protein
Exons: 3
Coding region: 1-789 (262 amino acids)
Source: RefSeq, a predicted model, not a curated record